Molecule: messenger RNA, 576 nt
Organism: Gymnodraco acuticeps
Lineage: Eukaryota; Metazoa; Chordata; Actinopteri; Perciformes; Bathydraconidae
Gene: cox19
Product: cytochrome c oxidase assembly protein COX19
Exons: 3
Coding region: 84-368 (94 amino acids)
Biological process (GO): mitochondrial respiratory chain complex IV assembly
Cellular component (GO): mitochondrial intermembrane space
Source: RefSeq, a predicted model, not a curated record
UUCACGAGACAACAGGGUCACGUUAUUCUGUUGCUGUUUUUACAAUAAUCUUCAACAAAGCUUGUUUUAAAAGCUUUUAAAAAAUGUCUGCGAUGAAUUUCGGGUCGAAGAGUUUCAAGCCUCGCGCUCCUGAUAAAGGCGCGUUUCCUAUUGAUCAUUUCGGAGAGUGUAAAAUCUUCAAGGAGACGUUUAUGAAAUGCCUCAGAGACAACAGCUUCGACAACUCCAAGUGCCGACUGCAGUCCAAAGACUACCUGGAGUGCCGCAUGGAAAAUCAGCUGAUGGCCAAGGAGCCAAUGGAGAAACUGGGCUUCAAAAACCUGAUAGACCCUCCUCCCAGCCAAUCAGACGGAGACACUAAACCAUGACCUGCUGAAGCAUAUUAAAUGCAGUGUGAAGCUGAGAAGAUUUCAAAGACUUUAAGAGUGCAAGAGGAGACUUGCCGUGGUUUGCCUUGUGGUCUCAGUUUGGUACGGAGAACAAACACAAUGAAUCGUCUGUGUACAUAGAAUAUAAUGUAUAAUAUAUGGAGAUGCUGUUUUGGCAUUCUAAUAAAGCUUUUGUAUUUAAAUUAAA